UGCAUCCCUCCGCAUUCCCUCCCCCUCUUCAAAACCCCUGCCCCCCCUCCUCUCUCUCUCUCUCUCUCUUUCUCUCUCUCUGAGACACCGACUCUUCUUCUACCUUGAUCAUGGAAGCCGAUGAAUCCUCUCAACCCCUCAAAUACAAGACAUGGGUGCUGAAGGUUUACAUCCACUGCGAGGCCUGCAAGAAGAAAGUGAAGAAAGUGUUGCAGAGCGUUGAUGGAGUCUUCACGACGACCGUUGAUUCCGUACAGCAGAAGGUGACCGUCACCGGAGACGUCGACGCCGAUACACUCAUCAAGAAGCUUCAGAAGACCGGCAAGUACGUGGAAUUAUGGCCGCAGAAGGAGGAUAAAUCGGGAAAGAAAGGCAGUGGAAAGGGUGGGGAUGCCGGUGGCAAGAACGGCAAGGGUGCCACAGAGAAGAACAACGAGGCUGGUGGAAAAAAAUCCGGUGGAGGGGACGAAGCGAAGGAUGGAGCAGCAAAGGAGGCUUCCGGUGAGAAACCCGGUGAUGGACAUGCUAAGAAACAGGGCACCGACGAAAAACCAGCCGGCGAGGCGCCGUCUCCAGAUGGUGGUAAGGCCAAGGAAGGUAAUGGCGGAGGCAACGGCGGAAGUGGCGGUAGUGGUAAGAAGAAAGGUAAGAAAGGUAACGGAAAUGGGAACGGCGGUGGUGGUGGCGGCGGCGGUGGUGGUGGUGGUGAGAAUUCCGGCGAUGGUAGUGCUGGAAAUGGUGGCGAUCAGCCUCCGGCGGCGGUGGGUGCUCCAGCGGCUGUCGCUCAAGUUGGUGGUGCAACGGUUGCUUCGGCGCCACACUUGCAGCUGAUUCAUCAAUACCCAGAACUCGUCUCGCAGGUUUGCGGCGGGUGGGGCGGCCAGUGGAUACCGGCUGUUAAUUACAGCACGGCUACGCCCGUUCUAAGCUAUGGCGGGUCCUACACCCUCCCUCCAUAUGUCGACGCCUCCUUCAUGGUGCCGCACAGUUCCGGCGGUGUAAUGCGGUACGUGCCGCCGGGUUCUUACCUGCCGAGGCAAGAUGACUACAAUAUGUACGAUGAGGAGAACGGCUCAGUCUGUUCCGUGAUGUGAUGCAACAGUCGGAAAUUUCGCCGGAAGUGUCUAUGCCGGCGGAGGUCAGCCACCUAGAAACCCUUUUGUACAUUGUUUUCGUCUUGUGCAAGUCCUCUCCUCCCCUUUUCCUCUGCCGUUGGUGGUAAUUUUGUUAUGCUGUAGCUUAAAAAGAAACCAUAAAAACUUUGUUUAAUAAGAGUAAGAGAAUGUGGAACCCCUUUUGCUUC
Molecule: messenger RNA, 1303 nt
Organism: Nymphaea colorata (pocket water lily)
Lineage: Eukaryota; Viridiplantae; Streptophyta; Magnoliopsida; Nymphaeales; Nymphaeaceae
Product: heavy metal-associated isoprenylated plant protein 33-like
Exons: 3
Coding region: 111-1094 (327 amino acids)
Molecular function (GO): metal ion binding
Source: RefSeq, a predicted model, not a curated record